Molecule: messenger RNA, 640 nt
Organism: Cyprinus carpio (common carp)
Lineage: Eukaryota; Metazoa; Chordata; Actinopteri; Cypriniformes; Cyprinidae
Product: trihelix transcription factor GT-3b-like
Exons: 5
Coding region: 56-640 (194 amino acids)
Source: RefSeq, a predicted model, not a curated record
AGGAUCCUUCAAAUGCGGCCCACAAAUACGUCCUCCUUUUCCCCGAAUUGGAAGGAUGGGUGUGGUGGAUCCUUUCCCGUCCUACCUAUCCCAUAAUUCUUUUCGGCAGAGCGUAAUGGCGGACGAAGCGAGCGGUAGCGGAGUGGGAGAGGAGUAUGCUUUUCGAUGGACGAAAGAGCAGACAGAAGUGUUUAUAAAGCUCCGGGGAGAGAACGAUGAGCUCUUCACUGGAGCAAAGAACUCUGCCACUGUGGGAUGGAGGAUAGUUUUGGAGAAGAUGGGCCUGUCUGGUAAAGUGACACCAGCCCGAGCAAAGAAAAAGUGGGACAAUUUAAAAAAGAAAUAUAAAGAAUGCAAGUAUCCAGGGUCAGGAGAGGGAGUGAGUGGGAAGCCCACUGCUGCUACUUGCCCUGGGCCAAGCGCAGCAGUGAGUGACCAAGAGGAGAGAGAGGAAGAAGAGAGGGAAGGAGAUAGGCAGCCAGCAGCGAAGAAGAGGAGAAGGGACAGUGACCAGGAGCUGUUAGACCUCAUCAGGGAGGACAUGAGGCAGCAGAGAGAGGCUGAAGAGAGGAGGGCACAGGAGAGAAGGGAGAGGAUGGACAGGCUCUUCUCUAUUCUGGAGCGUUGGGUCCCCAAAUAA